Molecule: messenger RNA, 1323 nt
Organism: Symbiodinium pilosum
Lineage: Eukaryota; Dinophyceae; Suessiales; Symbiodiniaceae
Source: the annotation of a GenBank genome assembly
AUGGCAGGUGUGCUCAGCGCUUUCGCGACAGGAAUUGGCCUGCUCACAGACAAGUACAUGCUUGGCGCCACGAAUUUUGUCGAACAUUAUGCGAGUGAUUUUCACGCAACGCAUGCACAGAAGGACUUCGUGAAAGCUGCCAUGUACGGCGGGGCGAUUUUGGGCAUGAUUGUCAUGGGUCCAGCAUCUGACUAUGUUGGGCGACGUUUGGGGCUCAUAUGCUGCUCCAUCAUCACAUUGUUUGGGGCGUUGCUCUCGGCCUUUGCCUGGAGUGAGAAUGCACUCAUUGCGUCCCGGGUAAUCACGGGAAUUGGCAUGGGAGGGGAGUAUCCCUUGGCCUCCUCGCAUUCGGCUGAGUCUUCCGAAAAGACGGGAGAUGGUGCUCGCAACGUUGCCUUGCUGUACCUUUUUGGCAGUGGCCUGGGCCAAGCGCUGUGCCCAAUGGUGACCUACGUCAUGGAUGUUUCUGGAGUACCCGAUGAGCUUCUUUGGCGGUGGAUCUUUGGCGUAGGCGUGAUUCUGUCGGCUUUGGGGCUGGUCCUGCGCUAUUUCACCACCAAGGACAGCCAGAAGUUCAUGGACAGCAAGGAGGCAGAACACAAGAGUCGUGGAAGCACUUUGAGUAUGCUGCUGCCUUACUGGAGAGCGAUCCUGAGCACUGCGGGCUGUUGGUUCCUCUUUGACAUUGUUGAGUAUGGCCUCAAGCAGAACGACGCUGCCAUCUUCAGCCAGGAGGCAUCGACGUCAUACCAAGACAGCAUCCUGCAGGUGCUGUGGAGCCGGCUCCUGGUUAUCCCUUCCUUGAUUUUCGCCCCAUGGCUGCUGACCAAAGUCUCCAGCAAGCGUGUGCAGCUCAUUGGCUUCGCGGGAUGUGCAGUGGCCAACCUCAUCUUGUCCCUUGCGUAUAAGGAGCUUCGGGAGCUCUCGGUUCUUUUCCUGGUCUUCUACAUUACCCAGCUCUCCUUCCAGAGUCUGCCAGGAGUCACCACCCUGGCCAUCUCAGCAGAGAUUUACCCGAGCAUGGUCCGAGGAACUGGCGCCGGCAUCAGUGCGGCGUUCGGAAAACUCGGGGCAACCGUUGGGUCCUAUGCAUUCUCUGAGCUGAAGAAUUUGGGCUACAUCCGAGGCAUCUUUUGGACCGUCUUCGCCACAUCUGCCCUAGGCAUGCUGCUCACGGUGCUGGCUACUCCGUACUACAACGGCAACACGCUGGAUGCGGCCGACGCGCUCGCUCGGGAUGGUAAGUCGAGGCAGGCGGUGAAGGUGUUGUACAGCGGUCCAUUGAACCUACGUUGCACUUACAGGUCGAUGAGGCUUUCUUGA